This is a messenger RNA of Cladocopium goreaui, 3096 nucleotides long. The record is from the annotation of a GenBank genome assembly. NCBI's taxonomy places the organism in Eukaryota, Dinophyceae, Suessiales, Symbiodiniaceae.
AUGGUCAAUUGCUGCGAAACGGUUAGGAAACUCGUGUGGGCUUUGUCGGUUUUGUCAUCGGACGAUGUGUGGCUUUUUGGACGUCUUGGUGACAAGUUGGCCGAGCGUCAAGAGGAACUUUCCGGUGCCGAUGUUGCAACCAUUGCCUUCGCAUACCAACGAGCUGGUCAAACCCAUUCACUGCUUUUCCGCGCUUUGGCCAAGCGGUUGCCCUUUUGCACGCUGACGGCAGCAGGGGUGGCGAAGCUGGCAGCUGCCUUCGCAGGUGUUGGUUUCGACGUGCAAGUGAGUCAAGGCGUGUUUGGGGAGCUGCUGUCCCAAGCAACGAAGGAAAUCGAUCACUUUGAAGCACAGGACCUGGUGAAUCUGCUGCACGCCACGGCCACAAUCACGAAGACCUUGGAGGUCGAAGUCCAAGGAUUCCUCGAAGCUGCCUCACGGAGGUGUGAGGCAUUGUGCGCAGUUUCGCAAGCGCAAAGAGACCUGCUUCUUCCCAAAGACCUUUGCAGCUUCGCUUGGUCCUUUGCACAGCUUCAGUGUACAAACGUUUUGCCCACUUUGGCUCGCGCGUGUCUUGACCAUCGAAACUUCCACAGCUUUGAUCCGCGUUUUUUGAGUGGUCAACUCUGUUGGGCCUUCGGUGCAACACGUGUUGAUGAGCCUGAGCUCUUUGAUGCCAUCGCUCAAGAAGUGAUGAGAUCACCCAGUGCUUACCAACCUCGUGACGUUUCAGUUUUGGCAUGGUCAUUUGCUCGUUUGGGUUACCACCAGCCGCUUCUAUUUGAUCGUUUGUGUGGUCGAGCUAUGGGCUUGCUCGAAAAGUUCAACAGCCAGGACAUGGCAAACAUGCUUUGGGCCUUUUCUCAUGUUGGCAUCAUCGCCCCGUCCGUUUUCACCAAAGCGGCACCGUUGAUUCGACAGAAACUGUCAACUUAUCGUCUGCAGGAGCUGGCGUUAGUGGCUUGGGCUUUCAACAGCCAGCUGGACCAAGCGCAACAUGUCAGGAAGAGAAUGACGAGUCCUUCUUGGCAGCGAUUGUGUUUGGAUUCGAUGAUGCUGGGGUGGUGGAUAGCGGCAGACUUGAGGCGAAGGAGGCUUCCUGUAAGUCCUGCACGAGAUGUGAAAGCAGUGCUGAGGCAGCUCAGGUCGUUGGGUGUUCUGGAUGUAGACACUCUUUCCCAAGCUCGUGCCGAGUUGGGUCGGUCUUCCGCAAAGUUAACAAAGGCAAGUCUAGGUCCAAGCCAAGGGGCCGGUGAUGUUCGCAGCUGUGAUGGGGAUGGAGAUCACGCCCGCGAUGAGCCUCGUGUCGUCCUGGAUUUGUUGGAGGAAGCAGUUAUCUACAAACCCAAAGGCUGGGAGGUGGAGCCCACAGCUGGCUGUGCCCACAAACAGCUUUCUGACUUUGUGCAGCAAACGAUGCCGGAAAAUGUGAUGAACUCCGACGCAACAAAUUCCUAUGGUUUCUUGCAUCGUUUGGAUGUGGUGACCAGUGGUCUGGUUCUGAGGGCAAAGAACUACAGGGCCUACCACAAUCUGGAUUUUCAGCUAAUGGAGGGCAGCAUUGAUCGAGAGUAUCAAGUUCUUUGUCAUGGCUUCUGGUCACGAGUUGCUUGUUGCUUGGACUUGCCCGUCUUUGCCUUGAAGGGUGCUGUGACUCGCCGGAGCCAAGUGGCGACACCGGGAGCACGUCCGGCGAGGAGUGACGUCAAGGUCUUAUCCCAUUUGAGUUUUGGAUCGAGAGCUCUCAGCUUUGCUCAUAUAUCCAUCCAGACAGGACGCCGCCAUCAGAUUCGAGCCCAAGCAGCACAUGUCGGCCAUCCUGUAGUAUCUGACAGCUUUUAUACGACUCCAAGCACCUUUGCUGACGACCAGACACUAUCUGCUGAUUGCUUCCUCCAUCGCUACCGCUUGUCCUUCACCGAUAUGUCGGGCGUGCGGCGAGAAGUGUUUAUGCCUCUUCCUCCUCACUUAUCUGCUGCUUUGAAGUCAGCAGAAGCGAAAGACCCACGGAAUGCUGAUUUGCGUUUGAAGCCAAAGAGCUUUGCAGAAACCAAAGAAUUUCGCAGACGGGGCAGGGAUGCCUCGGCUACGACGUUUCUUUUUGGCAGUUUUCAGAGCCAGAAGGACCACAAUGUUUUUGGUGAAGAGGUCGAAGAGUGGAACUCAGACUGUCCUCCAUUUUUGCCCGAUGGUCGCUCACACAAGCAUGGUUUCUGCCGAAAACUCGACCCAGUGAAACAGGAUUUCUAUCCUCCGGCAAAUCCUGAGCCACGGCCGGGAGUUCAGCCGACAGCAGUUCAGCCGACAGCUCCCCAAAAACCAAGAGUUCCCGUUGAAAAGCCUCAAGUUCCCUUUGAGCUUCCUGCUCAGACUAUACGAGAGGAGCAAAAACUUGUGGUGCAGGAACCUCAAGUACCAUUCACAGCGCAGAGUCCGCAGAAAACUCAGGCGACUGAGGCGACACUGAAGAUGACGAGACAACAACACAAAGAGAUGAAACAUAAAGAUAAGAUCCAACCGCCAUUUGUAGGGCCGGAGGCUGCAGAAGAUGUAUCCCCAGCGCCAUCCGCAGCACCUGCACCACCUGUGGAAGUUGACCCUGGUGAACCCCGGCCACCACUCAUUGUUGAGCAAAAAACUUCAGCACCGAGCAAAGGCCCAGAGAUUGGAAUUGUUGAAGAUGACCCAUCCCCAGAGGAAGAGUUGCUGGAAGCUGACCCAGAGGCAAAGAAGCUUUUGAACAAGCUGACCGAGGAGGGUGUGCAGCUGGAGGAGCAGAAAGCGAUGGAGCAAUUUCUGCCGAAGAAUCCGCCUGGAACGCCAAAGCCGGAAGACCAAGAACCCUUUUGGCCACCGCGUGGUGGAACUGCACCUCCAAUGCAACCGAUCCCUCCAAGGCCUGGAGAGCCCGAUUACAACUAUGGCUGGACACCUCCAGCAGGACGCGUGCCUUACAGCCCGCCUUGGCCCGGUGGUGCUCCGCUCACUGCUGUCGAUCGUGCUGAGGCUGUCGCAGCUGAAGUGGGAAAUGAAGCCAGUGCUGCAGCACAUUCGGUGGAGGAUGCUGCAGAUGCCCUGCUCAACACACCCAUGUGA